Molecule: messenger RNA, 3154 nt
Organism: Chrysoperla carnea
Lineage: Eukaryota; Metazoa; Arthropoda; Insecta; Neuroptera; Chrysopidae
Exons: 21
Coding region: 102-3134 (1010 amino acids)
Molecular function (GO): heme binding; iron ion binding; oxidoreductase activity, acting on paired donors, with incorporation or reduction of molecular oxygen
Source: RefSeq, a predicted model, not a curated record
UCAAUUAGAUUACAAAUUUGACCACAUUCAGUAUAAUGUAAAUUUUACAAAAAUUACAAAAUUAAACAUCGAAAUUCUGUGAUAAAUAUUAAACUAUAAUAAUGGUAUCUAACGUUACAAUUUUAUUCGUUAUAAUUGUAAUCAUAUGUUUAAUAAAAUAUUUUUGGGCAAAUCGAUUACAUUGGGAUUAUCGUAUUUAUCAGUGUGUUAAACAUAUACCUGGACCAUAUAAUAUUCCAUUAUUGGGAUGUUCGUUACCGUUUAUUGGAACUUUAGAACAUUUAUGGGAUGAAUUACGAAGAACCGCCAAAAGAUUUCCAGACAUUUACAAAAUGUGGGGUGGAAAUCGUUGUGGAAUAUUUUUAUUGAAUGCGGAUGAUAUUGAAAUGGUUCUUUUGAGUACAAAAAGUUUGGCGAAAAAUGAUGCUUAUGAAUCUAUUCGAGAUUGGCUUGGUGAUGGAUUAUUGAUAAGUGGUGGUAGUAAAUGGAAAUCGCGUAGGAAGAUAUUAACGCCAGCGUUUCACUUUAAUAUACUAAAUCAAUUUGUGAAUGUCUUCGAGAGUAAUAGUGAAAAAUCAACAAAUUUUAUUAAAAAUAAUUGCGCCAAGGAUUUGAAUGCAAACGAUCUUGCAGUUGAACACAGUUUGUAUUCGUUAUGUGAAACUACAAUGGGUAUUUCCAUCGAUAUGGAAAAUCCUGAUAUUAAGCAAUAUAAGUAUGCCUUACAUAACUUUGGCACAACUUUUUAUAAUCGUAUAACCCGACCUUGGUUAUAUCCCGAUAUAUUUUUCAACUUAUCCGAAAUAAAACGAAAUCAGGAUAGAUUAAUAAAAGCAAUGCAUAAAUUUACGUUGAACGUAAUUGAGGAGCGCUUACAAAAUUGGAGUUUAGAAGGUAAACAACCUUUAUAUUCAGCGUCUGGUAAACAAAUAUUACCAAUGAUGGAUUUAUUAAUUGGGGAAAUGAAACGAGGGGGUGAUAUUGAUUAUGAAGGGAUACGAGAAGAAGUUGAUACAUUCAUGUUUGAGGGACAUGAUACCACUUCCACAGGAUUAACUUUUUUGUUAAUGUUAUUAGCAAAUCAUCCAGAAAUACAGAAUCGAAUUUAUGAAGAACAAUUAACGAUUUUUAACGAUUCAAAGCGUAAAGCCACUUAUGAUGAUUUACAAAAUAUGGAAUACUUGGAACGUUGUGUAAAAGAAUCUUUACGAUUAUAUCCACCAGUUCCAAUAAUUGGACGUACUUUAGAUGAAGAUAUUGUACUCAAAAGCGGAUAUGUUAUGCCAUCUGGAAUUUUUGUAAAUAUGAUGAUCUACGACUUACAUCGUAAUCCAAAAUAUUGGCCAGAUCCGCAUAAAUUUGAUCCAGACCGAUUUUUACCCGAUAAUUGUGUGAAUCGCCAUCCAUUUGCAUAUGUUCCAUUCAGCGCUGGUUCCAGAAACUGUAUAGGACAACGUUUUGCAAUGUUAGAAAUUAAAUCAUUUACAUCGAAAUUGAUUAGAGAGUUUAUUUUGGAGCCAGUUGAUACACCUGAUACAAUUAUAAUGCAGGCUGAUUUAGUAUUACGUACGAAAUAUCCGAUUAAAGUUAAAUUUCGUAGACGGAAUUUAUCAAUCAAAGCAGUUAUGGCAUCAAAUGUGACAAUCUUUUUUGUUAUAAUUUUAAUAUUAUUUAUUAUAAAAUAUUUGUGGUCACAUCGUUUGCAUUGGAACCUUCGUAUAAUUAAACAUGUUAAACAUUUCCCUGGACCACCGUGUAUUCCCGUUUUAGGAUGUACGAUACCCCUGCUUGGACCAUUAGACCAUAUAUGGAAUGAAUUUCGCAAAAUGGCUAAAACAUAUCCAGAAAUGUAUAGAUUGUGGGGUGGAAAUCGGUGUGGUAUUUUCUUACUGGAACCGGAUGAUAGUGAAAUUCUACUUUUAAGUACAAGGAAUUUAGCAAAAAGUGAAGGCUAUCAGUAUAUGCAUGAUUGGCUUGGAAAUGGUUUAUUACUUAGUUCUGGUAGUAAGUGGAAAGUUCGUAGGAAAAUUUUAACAUCAGCUUUUCAUUUUAACAUUUUAAAUGAAUUUGUGAACGUUUUUGAAGACAAUAGUGAAAAAUCAGCGAAUUAUAUUAAAAAUAAUUGCAAUAAGGAUUUGGAUGCAAAUGAAAUUGCAGUUGACCAUACUAUGCAUUCUUUAUGUGAAACUACAAUGGGAAUUUCGGUAAAUAUGGAAGAUCCAGAUAUUAAGCAGUAUAAGGAUGCUUUACACAAUUUUGGUUCAGUAUUUUUUAGUCGUCUUAUGCGACCUUGGUUAACUGCAGAUUUUAUUUACAAUUUAUCCGAAAUAAAACGAAAUCAAGAUAGAUUAAUAAAAGCAAUGCAUAAAUUUACGUUGAGCGUCAUUGAGGGACGCUUAUUAAAUUGGAGUUUAGAAGGUAAACAGCCUUUAUAUUCAGCUUCUGGCAAACAAAUUUUACCAAUGAUGGAUUUAUUAAUUGGGGAAAUGAAACGAGGUGGUGGUAUUGAUUAUGAAGGGAUACGAGAAGAAGUUGAUACAUUCAUGUUUGAGGGACAUGAUACCACUUCCGCAGGGUUGACAUUUUUGUUAAUGUUGUUAGCAAACCAUCCAGAAAUACAGAAUCGAAUUUAUGAAGAACAAUUAAAGAUUUUUAACGAUUCAAAGCGUAAAGCCACUUAUGAUGAUUUACAAAAUAUGGAAUAUUUGGAGCGUUGUAUAAAAGAAUCUUUACGAUUAUAUCCACCAGUUCCAAUUAUUGGACGUACUUUAGAUGAAGAUAUUGUGCUCAAAAAUAAAUUGGUAAUGCCAUCUGGCAUAUUUGCAAAUAUAAUGAUUUAUGAUUUACAUCGAAAUCCAAAAUUUUGGCCAAAUCCAAAUAAGUUUGAUCCAGAUCGAUUUUUACCAGAAAAUUGUAAGAAUCGUCAUCCAUUUGCAUUUAUUCCAUUUAGUGCUGGUUCCAGAAAUUGUAUUGGACAACGUUUUGCAAUGUUAGAAAUGAAAUCAUUUACAUCGAAAAUAAUUCGAGAGUUUAUUUUGGAACCAGUCGAUACACCUGACACAAUUAUAAUGAUUGUUGAUUUAGUUUUACGUACGAAAAAACCAGUGAAAGUUAAGUUUCGUAGACGAAUUUAGUUUUAAAAAUAAAUAAAUAU